AUGACCGUGGGGAGGCCUGCGGGAGCGCCCGGUGACUCGGAGUGGAGCCGCCAGGUGUUUCCCCCCAAGUCCUCCUCAGACUCGGAGGCAGAAGAGGAGUUCUCUGCGGACCGGCUGCCUCUGCCCAGGGCCGGCCGACUGGCUGAGUUCCUUGGUUCUGAGGAGGAGACAGGGUCUACCUGGGACUCUUCAGAGAGCUUGCGGGAGAAGCCCCAGGUGCUCGGGCAUGAAGGCAGGUGCCGUCUGCUGGAGUCUCUCUUUCCGUCGGACCCAGACAGUGACGAGCACCCCUCUGAAGAUGACGAAGACCUGGAUGGCUUCCUCCAAGACCAGGGCAAGGACCAGCAGCCUGUGGUGCAGCCUCUGUCUCCCAGGUAUGGCACCACGAGGCGCUGUAGCUCCCUGGGCAGCCUCCCCUUGGACAGGGCCAGCACCAGCUCUCAGCUCCAGCCAGCCCAGGGCUCCAGGCCUCCAUCCCAGCACAGGAGCAUCAGUGCCUGGGCCUCGUCCAUCACGGUCCCUCGGCCAUUCCGCAUGACGCUACGCGAGGCCCGCAAGAAGGCACAGCGGCUGGCAUCCCCCACCUCCUUCGAGCAAGGGAGGCGGCAGGGCCAGGAGGAGGCCGAGUGUCAGCGACAGUUCCGGGCGCAGCCCGUGCCUGCGCACGUCUACCUGCCCCUCUACCAGGAGCUGGUGGCACGCAGUGAAGCACGCAGGCAGGCGGGGAUCCAGGAGAGGAAGGAGCUGCUGCUGUCCUCCCUGAAGCCCUUCAGCUUCCUGCAGAAGGAAGAGCAACGGAAGGAAGCUGCCAGACACCAAGACACGGCUGCCACAGCCAAGGCCAAGGCCACCAAGCAGAAGGCGGCCAGGAGGAUCCCCAAGUCCAUUCUCGAGCCCGCCCUUGGGGAUAAACUCCAGGAGGCCGAGCUGCUCAGGAAAAUCCGCAUCCAGAUGCGUGCCCUGGACACCCUCCAAAUGGCCUCCUCCCCGAUCCCAGCCCCAAGCAGCGGGGCUGAGCCCCGGCCCCGAACAGCUGCGCGGACCCAGGAAAGAAAGCUGGCCUUUCUGCAGGCUGAUUUUGGGUUCCAGCCCCGGGUGAACCCCUCAGUCCCCGACUACGAGGGCCUUUACAGGGCCUUCCAGAGGAGAGCGGCCAGGGGAUGGCAGAGCCGCGAGGCCACGCGCAGCCAGCCCUUCUCGCUGAGGACUGCCAACCUGCGACACAGCCAGCGGCCCUGUGCCACUGCCACCAGUGCCGCCACCGCAGGGAAGAGGGAUUCCCCGCGGCCACCAGCCACACCCCUGCCAAGGAGUCGUUCUCUGAGUGGCCUGGCUGCCCUCUCGGCCAACACUCUGCCCGUGCACAUCACGGAUGCCACCAGGAAGCGGGAGUUGGCUGUCAGAAAUUCACUGGAAAAAAAGGACAGAGCUGAUGAGGGCCUCCAGUGGUUGGAGAUGCACAAGAAGAACUGUCAAGCCAUGUCUAAAUCUGUGACCCUGCGUGCCAAAGCCAUGGAUCCCCACAGGAGCCUGGAGGAAGUGUUCAAAGCAAAGCUGAAAGAGAACCGGAACAAUGACCGUAAAAGAACAAAAGAGUAUAAGAGAGAAUUGGAGGAAAUGAAGAGGAGAAUACAGACACGCCCCUACCUCUUUGAACAAGUCACAAAGAACAUUGCCAGAAAAGCAGCCGAACAACGGUAUCAAGAUGCCCUGAAACAGGUCGGGCUAGAGGAAGACUUCGUGAAGAACAAGGGCCAGGACUGCAAGAUGGUACAAGGGGAGGAAGUCCAUGCCAAGGAGUUGCCUAGGUAUCAUGAAAUUACAGAGCUUGGCACCAGAGAGCCACAGCAGGAUCCUGAGGACUCUCCGGGCUGGCCUACCCAUCCCCAGGAGGAACUGGAGGGGCUGAAUUAUGAGUACCCAGACAAUCUCAAACCACUUGCUUAAUCAAUACACUCAAACGAAACCUCUGAACAAAUGGAAAUAGCAGGUGACAGAAUAGUCAGAGGGUAGAGGGAUCGUAACCAAGUUAGGGUUCCUGCUCUCUAGGUUCCAUGGGGAACACACGCACAGGGAGGAGGUUAGUCAGGAAACACACACCAG
Molecule: messenger RNA, 2103 nt
Organism: Ochotona curzoniae (black-lipped pika)
Lineage: Eukaryota; Metazoa; Chordata; Mammalia; Lagomorpha; Ochotonidae
Gene: FAM161B
Product: FAM161 centrosomal protein B
Exons: 9
Coding region: 1-1947 (648 amino acids)
Biological process (GO): cilium organization
Cellular component (GO): cilium
Source: RefSeq, a predicted model, not a curated record